AUGUGCCAUAGUUCCUUCUACCCAUUCGCCGCUUUAGGUUCGAGCGGAAAUUUAUACGUUGGUCUAGCUGGACGAGCUAGUGAGGAUGGUGAUCUUGACAACUUCAAGGAUGAGGGCAGCCUUGGCUAUGGCCGCUUAAGGGCCACCAACAGCGGGUAA
Penicillium oxalicum is the source of this 159-nucleotide messenger RNA. RefSeq lists its product as uncharacterized. NCBI's taxonomy places the organism in Eukaryota, Fungi, Ascomycota, Eurotiomycetes, Eurotiales, Aspergillaceae. The transcript is spliced from 2 exons. The coding region runs from base 1 to 159 and encodes 52 amino acids. The record is from RefSeq and is a predicted model, not a curated record.